Arabidopsis arenosa is the source of this 3181-nucleotide messenger RNA. The record is from the annotation of a GenBank genome assembly. Lineage: Eukaryota; Viridiplantae; Streptophyta; Magnoliopsida; Brassicales; Brassicaceae.
ACUGUCCCUACCAAAAUAACUUUUUUCUCUGUCUCUCUCUCUCUCUCUGGAAGAGUCUUUAAAGUGAGUUUAUAAUUCAACACAAACGAGCUCUGUCUCUAAUGGCAUGCUUAGAAAUGUACAACUCCAAUGGUGGUGGUACUCCCAUGAGUCCUAGAAUCUCUUUCUCUAACGAUUUCGUUGAGAUCAGGCCUGAGACGACCAAGACGACGAGAUCAAGCCCUCUCUCUAAACAAGAGGGUUCUUCUUCUUCUUCUUCUGAUAAUUUCGAGUUCUCUGUCUCAAACUACACAAUGAUGCCAGCUGAUGAACUUUUCUCUAAAGGAAAGCUUUUGCCUUUCAAGGAAACCAAUCAAGUCCAGAGAACAUUGAGAGAAGAGCUUCUCGUUGAAGAAGACGAAGAAGAAGGUCCACGUGAUGCUACCAACAUCUUCUCUCUCAAGCCACCAAUCUUCUCAUCAUCAUCUUCUUCUUCUUCUUCUAAGGGAAGGUGGAAAGGACUUUUGGGCCUUAAGAGGGCCCAUAUCGGGUCUAAGAACAAUGAAGAACGAUUUGUUCAUAUGAUUAACAACAACAAACAAUCUCAGGAAGCAAUGGGUGGAAGAGAAGGGUCAAGUUGCAGGGAGAUGAAGAAGAACAAAGAGCGAUCGUCGAUCCCACCACACGUAGCUCUCUACUCUGAGAUCGCCGGCCGAUUCUCGUCGCCGACAAGAGAAGAACCGAGGAAGAGGGAAACAACUAUGGAUUCCACACCUGUGAAUUGGGAAGCGCUUGAUGCUCUCAUCAUCGAUUUCGUUAGCUCUGAAAACCUGGUUGAAGACGCCGCCGCCGCCGCCGCCAAUUCAUCUCCAUCUCCAUUAUCGUCUCCUUCUUCUUCUUCCUCUCCUUCUAUUUCCUCUUCGUCUUAUCACUCCAGAUUGAUCAUUCGCCGGAUCCGAAACUCGAUUGAAUCCGGUGACAUUGAGACCGCCAUCGAUAUCCUUCGCUCCCACGCUCCUUUCGUCCUCGAUGAUCAUCGGAUUCUAUUUCGCCUCCAGAAACAGAAAUUUAUUGAGCUGUUGAGAAAAGGAACACAUGAAGCUGCAAUUGGUUGCUUGAGAACUUGUGUUGCUCCCUGUGCUCUUGAUGCCUACCCGGAAGCUUAUGAGGAAUUCAAGCAUGUUCUUCUUGCACUCAUCUAUGAUAAAAAUGACCAAACCUCUCCAGUAGCACACGAGUGGGCAGAGAAAAGAAGGUAUGAAAUGGCUGGACUGAUGUCAUCUGUCUUGAGAGCUUCUUUGCAAGCAUAUGAUCCACUAUUUUCAAUGACACUAAGAUAUCUGAUAAGCAUACAUAAAGGAUUUUGCUUUCACCAAGGCAUUUCCUCCGCAGUUUCCGAUCUCACUCAUAGACUGCUCCUGGAGGAACGUGACGCACCAGCCACACCUCUGGAAAGCGUGUAUGAAGUACCACCGUUUGAUGAGGUGGACAUACAGGCUCUUGCUCAUGCGGUUGAGCUCACUAGACAAGGUGCUGUUGAUAGCAUGAAAUUUGCCAAAGGUGACCUUUUCCAGGCAUUCCAGAAUGAAUUGUGCAGGAUGCGGUUAGAUGUUUCGGUUCUUGAUGAACUUGUUAAGGAGUACUGCAUAUACAGGGGUAUUGUGGAUUCAGAGAUGCAAAUGAUCAAAGGUCCUGCCAAACGCAACCAAUCGGAGGUGGGCCGCAGCUUAUCAAGAGAUUGUUCUUUGGAAAUAGAUCUCAACACAAGUCAACAUUCAGAUAUUGAGAAUUAUAGCAACAAGAUCAUGCUUGAUGGCUCGCUCACAAAUGACACUGAAAUGUCUUGCGAACAAGGAGGUGACGUUGGCACACGUUAUGGCAGCGAACCAACUAGCGUUUGUGAAGAUUGCAGCACUAGCUGGUCAAAUCAAUGUGAAAAUACAAGAGCUCUUCUUAGAAUUAGAUCCCAUAUGAAUAGUGAGGGGAAUAAACGCAAAAGAUGGUGUGGGCGUACUGCUGAAAUGGAUUGUCUUCCUCGUCUUUCAUUUGCCAAGUCCGAGUCAGGCAUAAAUCCUGUAGAGGACAAGUAUGAGAUAACCUUGGCACUGAAGGAAUUGGUUAGCAGAGGGAUGGCAGCAGAAGCUGUUUACGAAAUCAGCACCAUGGAUCCAGAUUUUUUCACACAAAACCCGGGUUUACUUUUCCAUCUUAAGCAGGUUGAAUUUCUGAAGCUGGUGAGUGCGGGUGAUCACAAUGGAGCUCUAAAGGUCGCAUGCUCUCACUUAGGUCCCUUAGCAGCCAAUGACCAGUCUUUACUGAAGACAUUGAAGGAGACUUUGUUAGUUUUACUCCAACCCGACGGAACCACACCUGGGAAAGAUCUGCCUUUGAAUGAUCUAGCAAAUAUGCUACAGGUUUCUGUCGGUAAUAGGCUCGGGAUCGAAGAACCAAAGCUAAUGAAAAUAAUAAAAGCGACGCUUCACACGCAUACCGAGUGGUUCAAGCUUCAGAUGUGUAAAGACCGGUUCAAUAAUCUCCUAAAGAUAGACUCUUUGAAAGAAGUGAACACUGAUUUGAUCGGUGCUAUCAAAUCAAGAUCAAAUAAAGUUAGCAACACAAACUUGUCGUCUCAAGUCACGACGACGUCUUCAAGCACCAUGACAUCAGAAGAUGGUGGAAGCAGCAGCUUGAUGAUGAUGACUCAGACUUCGCCAAGAGAAGCUUUGUGGGAAGAAAGUGCGAUUCUUAAAGUAAUGGAAUUUCUGGCGAUGCCGAGGUCUGAUGCAAUUCAACUGCUAUCACAAUACAAUGGAGACGCUGAGGCUGUGAUUCAGCAACUCUUUGGGUUCAAUUGCGUCCAUGGACGAACCCUAAAAGUUGAUGAUAAGAUUGAUGGUGGUCACGAUGAUAGGAAAACGAUGAUGGCAUUGGCAAAGCACAGUGAUAUGAUGGUUGAUGACAAGACAGUGCAGUUAUCGCCGCCACCACCACCACCAUCACCGUCACAAUCGGGAGGUAAAGAGGCUGAAGAUUUCAGGCCUACAACGCCAGGCCACAGCCCUGGCAUUGGCCAUAGUUUAUCCCACAAUUAAUCAUUUUCAUGCAAUUUCACAUGUGUAUAUGUGUUGUGAACUCAUGAUUUACUGUUGUUCGUUUUAAUUUUUCUUAAAUUCGUUUCGUGGAAUAAAAUGAUUUAUGUUUU